Molecule: messenger RNA, 1023 nt
Organism: Knipowitschia caucasica
Lineage: Eukaryota; Metazoa; Chordata; Actinopteri; Gobiiformes; Gobiidae
Source: the annotation of a GenBank genome assembly
AUGGACACGUCGUGGAGUAAUUUCCUCUUCCAGACCUCCUCUCAGACCCAGAACGAUGCCCCUCUUCAGUCCGAGCUGCUGCCAGACCUGGAUUCCCAGAGUCCAGAGGAGCCGCUGGCCAGUCCCCCAUCCACUGUGGACACAGCCGCCCUGAACGAGGAGCCUCCGCCCGCGAAGCCGCUGCUGAAGCCCGCUCGCCCCGCCCACAUCUGUGCCACCUGCAACAAGGAGUUUAAGAACGGGUACAACCUGCGGCGGCACCAGUCCGUGCACACGGGGGUCCGGAUGAAGGACCGGGCCGCCGCACGUGACAAAGACGAGGCUGCCAAGAAGACCCCGGUGCCCCUAUCCCUGCUGCAGCUCACCCUGCCCACCGUCCAGGGCCUGCCCACCAUCCAGGGCCUGCCCACCAUCCAGGGCCUGCCCACCGUCCAGGGCCUGCCCACCAUCCAGGGCCUGCCCACCAUCCAGGGCCUGCCCACCAUCCAGGGACUGCCCACGAUCCAGGGCCUGCCUACAGACCAGGCCACGCCCACUGUCAGCGUCACCAUGGACACGAUCUCUGUCUGCAUCGCCCCGGCAACCGCAUCCAUCGCCCCGGCGACUGUCUCCAUGGCCACGCCCUCUCAGAACAUCCAGACCGCGGUGGUGGUGGUGGGCGCCGUCGAACAGGCCCCGGCGCCACCACCCAACGCCACGCCCAUCCGGAAGAACCACGCAUGCGAGGCGUGCGGUAAGGCCUUCCGGGACGUGUACCACCUGAACCGCCACCGCCUGUCCCACUCCGACGAGAAGCCGUACUCCUGCCCCGUGUGUCAGCAGCGCUUCAAACGCAAGGACCGCAUGAGCUACCACGUCCGCUCGCACCAGGGCGGCGUGGAGAAGCCCUACGUCUGUCCGCACUGCGCCAAGGCCUUCUCCCGACCGGACCAUCUGAACAGCCACGUGAGACAAGUGCACUCCACUGAGAGGCCCUUCAAGUGCACCGUAAGCUCCUCCUCCUGUAGAGCUGACCUCCUGUAG